AAUCUCCCGCAGAUGCGCUUCACGGAGAGGUGCGUUUGGUGCGGCGCCGCACCAAACGGGCCCCAAUCAGCAGGGCCGUGCCCAUCGCCGGAGGAGCUCCGUGCCGUGCUGCCGUUUGGCACACCGAUCUCCGGUCCGGCGGUCUGUCCAUGGACCCGUAUGGUGGUGGCGCUGGCACCCCGAACCCCCGAGUGCUCUGAAACACACGCGACGCGAGCGCAAGCCGGCUCGGGCGAGAGAACCUGAACAACGAAAACGCGAGCAGAGCCCUCCGCCGGCCGCCUCCGCGGCGCGCGUUCAGGCCGAGCCGCGCACGGCCAAAAGCCCCAAACCCCUGGUGCAGGCGGACGCGCCCACCGAAAACACGCCGCCCCUUCCCCGCCUCCCCCUCCCUUCUCGUGCUCUCCCCGCCACGCCAUCCUAGGAGCCAAAACGGCAGCGCUGUAUCAUCCGACGCCGCGGCCGAUGGAGUUCGCCGCCGGGGCUCGGGUGGCCCCGCGCCCGGCGACCGCGGUUGGUUUUCUUCCCGCCCGCGACCGCCGGGUGGGCGGGGGAGCGAUCGGGAUUGGCUGGCCCCGCCGCGCUGCCGCGCCGAAGCUCUCGCUGCCUCCCGCCGUCGCGAGACGAGCGGUCUCCGCGGCGGGAGGAGGAGGCCACCUGCUUCCCAGGUGCUUCGUCGCUCGCCCGGCAGGGGGCAGCGAUGGUGGGUUCCGCCGCGAGGCUCCGGCGCGCGCGUCCCCGCCGGAUGCCGCGGAGGGUGCAACUACUGCGCGAAAUUCAGUCAGCGAUCAUGCUGAAGGAAUUAGGAGGGAGCUCAUGAAUCUGGCCGUACCUGCCAUAGUUGGGCAAGCAAUCGAUCCUGUGGCGCAGUUAAUGGAGACAGCAUAUAUUGGCCGCCUAGCCGCUGUCGGUGUGUCAGUAUUCAACAUCAUAUCAAAGCUCUUCAACAUACCCCUCCUAAGCAUCACGACUUCAUUCGUAGCUGAAGAUGUGUCAAAACAUGAUUCUUCACAGCCUGCUUCAGUUGCAGGUGAGCUGGAAGUGGUGUUUGGCCACUUUUACCCCGCCGAUCCCGGUGCGGGUGAGGAGUAGGCCGAUGCGGUCUUGGUGGCGUCCUUUAGCAAGACGCCAUCAUUCCAUCGCUUUUUAUUUUAUCCGCUGCGCAUUCGUGUUGGGUGUCACAUUAAUCACUAAACUUUAUGGUUCAUGUACCUUUUCUAGUGAUCCUUGUGAGACUAAGACUCGUAUGUUGUG
Panicum hallii is the source of this 1254-nucleotide messenger RNA. RefSeq lists its product as uncharacterized. Lineage: Eukaryota; Viridiplantae; Streptophyta; Magnoliopsida; Poales; Poaceae. The coding region runs from base 466 to 1092 and encodes 208 amino acids. The record is from RefSeq and is a predicted model, not a curated record. The transcript has 4 exons.